This is a messenger RNA of Staurois parvus, 365 nucleotides long. Lineage: Eukaryota; Metazoa; Chordata; Amphibia; Anura; Ranidae. The record is from the annotation of a GenBank genome assembly.
AGAGACGGUAAUUGGCACUUCUCAGAGGGGACAUGUACACUGAUGAUCAAUGUGCCACCUGUCCAUCAAUGCCAGCUGUUAGUGCUCAUCAAUGCCACCUGCCAGUGCCCAUCAGUGCCACAUCAAUGCCACAUAUCAGUGCCCAUCUGAGCUGCCUUUCAGUGUCACCUAUCAGUGCCAGUCAGUGCCACCUAUCAGUGCUGCCAGUCAGUGCCACCUAUCAAUGCCAGUCAGUGCCGCCUAUUAGUGCCCAUCAGUACUGCCUAUCAGUGCCGCCUAACAGUGCCAGUCAGUGCCACCUAUCAGUUCCACCUAUCAGUGCCAUCUAUCAGUGCUGCCUUUCAGUGCCCAUCUGUGAUGCCUGU